UCAAGUCCAGAGGAGGAGAGAAAAAAACAAACGGAACAUCCGGGAGACGCAACCUGAUCUGCAAAAGACGUGGAAUGUCCUUCUUUCUUCUUCUUCCGCCCUUCAAACCCGGCAAUGAUGGAGGAGUAGUUCAAGCGACACGGUGAUUGGUGGACGCAGCAGAGGACGAAGAAGAAUGUGCACCCCUUGGUUUUGUUGAAAAGGCGAACGCUCCCCUCGUGUGUGUGUGUGUGUGUGUGUGUGAGUGUGUUUUCUUCCUCUGCUUCUUCCUCUUCAAUGACAGCAGCAGGAGGCAGCCUGGCGGCGCUGCGGCGGGAAGCUUCCCCCGGUACGACGAGGAGGUUCCGCUGCGAUGCAGUGAAGGGAUAGAAGAUGAAAAUACACAAAAAGGACAAGCAGCAGAUGUUCACUGGUCUCCUGAAGCACACGCCACCUCUGGCCUCCACUGCGGCCACCUCCUCCUCCUCCUCCUCCUCCUCUUCCUCUUCAGCCUCGGACCAAAACAGCAACGCACAAACUACAGUUCCCACAAUCCCACGCGGACACCUGGUCUUGGGCACCAAGGACCAGCUCCGCGUCCUCGCCCCCGUGGGCAGCACGGCGACGUCCAAUCACUGCACGGCCACCGGGGCCCACGCCACCAAGCACUCCGGAGGGGCCCCGCGGCCCCCCUCCUCCCUGAGCGAGGAGGACGAUGGAGGAGGAGGCGGCGGCGGCGGCGGCAGGGUGAAGAAGAAACGGAAGAAAAAGGACAAGAGGGGAUGGGAGAGGGCGGUGGCAGUAGAGGAGAGGGAGAGCAGCAAACCAAAGAGGAGAAGGGAUGAAAGGGAGGCGACGGUCGUCACGCUGAGGAAGAGCAAGGAGCCCAAGGAGGGCAAAGAGCGGAGGGAGCGCCGGAGCAAGGGGAAGGAGAAGGAGGGCAGGAAGGAGAGCGUGGCGGACCACAAGAGCGUGGCGGGGAGGAAAGCGCCUGGAGCCACCGUGGCCCCGGGACCGGCACACGUGCCGGUGAAGGUGCCGGGCAAAAGAGGGAGGAAACCCAAGAUCAAGAUCCUGCCUCCUGUACCCGCCAAUCAAGCAGCUCCUCCUCCUCCUCCCCCCCCAGGACUCCACACUAAGGUCACGCUGCGCCUGCAGGGCAGCCAGGCCAAGAACCACGGCCAGGCCAACAGCAAGACCCCGGUCCCCGCGGCGCCAAAACAGAGGGGCCGCAGACCCAGAGAUCCUGGCGUCGCACCCGUGGAGAAGAAGAAGAAAGGGAAGAGGAGAAACCAGGAAGUGGCCGUCCACGAGGGGGCGGAGAGCGACGACACCGCCUCAGUGUCGGCGCUCAACAUGGGGGGAGAGGACAGCCAGGACCCCCUGGAUCACACGAAGCGGCGUUCGGGGCGACAGGUCAAGAGGAGGAAGUACAACGAGGAUUUGGACUUCAAGGUGGUGGACGACGACGGAGAGACGAUCGCCGUCCUCGGAGCCGGUCGCAUCUCGGCGCUCAACGCCACCGCUCUGGCCUGGCAGGCCGAGGAACCACCUGAGGACGAGGCCAACAUCAUUGAGAAAAUCCUGUCGGUCAGACCUGUGAAGAAAGAGACGGCGUCAGAGGACCCAGUGGACGAGGCAGAGGAGUUUUACGUCAAGUACAGAAAUUUUUCUUACCUUCACUGCAAAUGGGCCACUCUGGAGGAGCUGGAGAAAGAUCCCAGAAUCCACCAGAAGAUCAAGCGCUUCCGGACCAAACAGGCGCAGAUGAAGCACCUGUUCACCGAGCCCGAUGAGGAUUUAUUCAACCCAGACUAUGUGGAGGUGGACCGAGUGCUGGAGGUGGCUGUUACCACGGAUACAGAAACCGGAGAGGAGGUGACCCAUUACCUGGUGAAAUGGUGCAGUCUCUCGUACGAGGAGGCGACGUGGGAGCUUCAGGAGGACCUGGACCCGGAGAAGGUCAAAGAGUUCGAGCACAUCCAGAAACUGCCGACAGACCUGAGACACAUGGAUCGGCCUCCACCAGAUAAAUGGCAGAAGCUGGACAAGUCGAGAGAUUACAGGAACGGAAACGAGCUGAGAGAAUAUCAGUUGGAGGGAAUGAACUGGUUACUGUUCAACUGGUACAACAGAAAAAACUGUAUACUGGCAGAUGAAAUGGGUUUGGGAAAGACCAUCCAGUCCAUCACCUUCCUGUACGAGAUCUUCAGCAUGGGGAUCCGCGGGCCCUUCCUCAUCAUCGCCCCCCUGUCCACCAUCACCAACUGGGAGCGGGAGUUCCGCACGUGGACGAACAUGAACGUCAUUGUGUAUCACGGCUCGCAGAUCAGCCGGCAGAUGAUCCUGCAGUACGAGAUGUAUCACAGGGACGCACAGGGUAACACGAUCCCCGGCGUGCUGAAGUUCCACGGGCUCAUCACCACCUUUGAGAUGAUCAUGGCCGACUGUCCGGAGCUGAGGAAGCUGCACUGGCGCUGUGUGGUGAUCGACGAGGCCCACCGGCUGAAGAACAGGAACUGCAAACUGCUGGAGGGACUGAAACUCAUGAACCUGGAACACAAGGUUCUGCUCACGGGAACGCCUCUGCAGAACUCUGUGGAGGAGUUGUUCAGUCUGUUGAACUUCCUGGAGCCGCUGCAGUUCCCUUCAGAGAGCGGCUUCCUGGAAGAGUUCGGAGACCUGAAAACAGACGAACAGGUGAAGAAGCUUCAGGCCAUUCUGAAGCCCAUGAUGUUGAGGAGACUGAAAGACGACGUAGAGAAAAACCUGGCACCCAAAGAAGAGACCAUCAUAGAGGUGGAGCUGACCAACAUUCAGAAGAAGUACUACAGAGCCAUCUUAGAGAAGAACUUCUCCUUCCUGUCCAGAGGAGCCAACCAACACAACAUGCCAAACCUCAUCAACACCAUGAUGGAGCUGCGCAAGUGCUGCAACCACCCUUACCUGAUCACAGGAGCGGAGGAGAAGAUCCUGGAAAGCUUCAGGAAGUACCACAGUCCAGACGCACUGGACUUCCAGCUGCAGGCCAUGAUCCAGGCGGCCGGGAAACUGGUGCUAAUCGACAAGCUGCUGCCCAAGCUGCUGGCGGGGGGCCACAAGGUCCUGGUCUUCUCCCAGAUGGUUCGCUGUCUGGACAUCCUGGAGGACUACCUCAUCCAGAGACGCUACACGUACGAGCGCAUCGACGGCCGCGUGCGAGGGAACCUGCGGCAGGCGGCCAUCGACAGGUUCUGCAAGCCGGACUCGGACCGCUUCGUCUUCCUGCUGUGCACCAGAGCCGGAGGGCUGGGGAUCAACCUGACGGCCGCCGACACCUGCAUCAUCUUCGACUCGGACUGGAACCCGCAGAACGACCUGCAGGCCCAGGCUCGCUGCCACCGGAUUGGCCAGAGCAAAGCGGUGAAGGUCUACCGGCUGAUCACCAGGAACUCGUACGAGAGGGAGAUGUUCGACAAGGCCAGUCUGAAGCUGGGACUGGACAAGGCCGUCCUCCAGGACAUCAACCGCAAGGGAAGCCUCAACGGGGUGCAGCAGCUCUCUAAGCUGGAAGUGGAGGACCUGCUCAAGAAAGGAGCCUACGGAGCCCUGAUGGACGAGGAAGACGAGGGCUCCAAGUUCUGCGAGGAAGACAUCGACCAGAUCCUGCAGAGACGAACUCAGACCAUCACCAUCCAGUCGGAGGGGAAAGGCUCCACGUUCGCUAAGGCCAGUUUCACCUCGGCUGGAAACAGAACGGACAUUUCUCUGGACGACCCCAACUUCUGGCAGAAAUGGGCCAAGAUCGCCGAAGUGGAGAUCGACUCCAAAUCUGAGAAGGAGUCUUUGGUGAUCGACACGCCGCGCGUGAGGAAGCAGACGCGUCACUACAACUCCUUCGAGGACGACGAGCUGAUGGAGUUCUCGGAGCUGGACAGCGACUCGGAGGAGCGGCCGUGUCGCACCCGUCGCCUGGGCGAGCGCGCCAGGCGGUACCUCCGCGCUGAGUGCUUCCGGGUCGAAAAGAAUCUGCUCAUCUUCGGCUGGGGCCGGUGGAAGGACGUCCUCAACCACGGUCGGUUUAAGUGGCACCUGGCAGAGAGAGACAUGGAGGUGAUCUGUAGAGCUCUGCUGGUUUACUGCCUGAGACACUACAAAGGUGACGACAAGAUCAAGAGCUUCAUCUGGGAUCUGAUCACACCGACGGCGGAGGGACAGGACCAGGCGCUGCUCAAUCACUCUGGUUUAUCCGCUCCGGUCCCUCGCGGUCGGAAGGGGAAGAAGCCGAAGAAUCCGCUGAGCGUCACCGAGGUGAAGAACGCCGACUGGCUGGUCAACUGUAAUCCCGAGGUGGUCCUGCAGGACGAGAGCUACAAGAAGCACCUGAAGCAGCACUGCAACAAGGUGCUGCUGAGGGUGAGGAUGCUUUACUACCUGAAGGUGGAGGUGUUGGGUGAGGCGGCCAAUCAGGCUCAAGAGGGGAUACACGCCAGUAAACUGGAGGUGUCGCUUCCGGACAUCGACUACAUUGAGAUUCCUGCUUCGUGGUGGGAUUCCGACGCCGACAAGUCUCUGCUCAUCGGCGUCCACAAACACGGGUAUGAGCGGUACAACGCCAUGCGAGCUGAUCCAGAACUGUGUUUCCUGGAGCGGGUCGGGAUGCCCGACGUCACAGCGCUGUCCGCCGAGCAGGGGGGAGGAGAAGGGGCCUCCGACAUUGCCGACAGCGUUGGCAAAGCCGAGGAGGUGAAGGACGAAGCUGAAAACAAGGCCGACGGAGGAGAGGAUCGAGACGAGAGCAGCAAGGGAGAGGAAACCUGCUCCAGCACCGACACCUCGGACAAACCCGACAGUACCGGUCCAGACUCCCACCAGUCAGCCGACGUCUGCGCCCAGGACGUGACUCUGGUCACCACCACCACCACCACCACGUCGACAGUAACGGUGACGGGAACGGGCGUGGCGUCUCUGCACGUGGUCCAGUCCCGCCCCCUGUGGCCCACAGGUCCCGCCCUGACGGCGCGCCUGCGACGCCUCAUCACCGCCUACCAGCGGUUCACCAUUCGGCGCGAGCCGCUGCUCAGGCAGGACUUCCUGCUUCACGACGGCCUCGCGGGCAUGGGGAUGGGGGGGGGCGGAGCUUCUCACGCUCAUCACGCCGGCGGGCCGCUGGCGUGGCAACUGGGCGAGGAGCUGAGGAGGUGUUCUGUGGUCGCCACGGAACAGGACCCCCUGUUCCUGGAGUGGCAGAGGAGGUGGACCCGCCGAGAGCAGGCGGACUUCUACCGCACGGUGUCGUCGUUCGGCGUGGUGUACGACCCGGAGAGGAAGACCUACGACUGGUCCCAGUUCCGAGCGCUGGCCCGGCUGGAGAGGAAGACGGACGAGAGCCUGGAGAGAUACUUCAACUCCUUCGUCAACAUGUGCAGGACGGCCUGCAAGCUGCCUCUGAGGAAGGAAGAAGGGCUCGUGGAUCCGGCCGUGCUCGUCGAGCCUCUGACGGAGGAGCGAGCCGCCCGGACUCUGUACCGCAUCGAGCUGCUCCGCAAGAUCAGAGAGCAGGUCCUCCGUCACCCGUUGCUGUCGGCCCGCCUCCAGCUGUGCCGCCCCUCCCUCUACCUCCCGGUCUGGUGGGAGACGGGCAAACACGACCGCGACCUCCUCAUCGGCGCGGCUCGCCACGGCUUGAGUCGCACGGACUUCUACAUCCUCAACGACCCUCAGCUCAGCUUCCUGGAGGCUCACAGGAACUACGUCAGGGGACAACCCUCUCACAUCCACCCUCAGAGUCACCACCACCACCACCACCUGCACCAUCCGGGCUUAGCGGCUCAUCCCGGCAUCUCGUCCUCCACCUCGUCCUCCUCGUCUCAUCCGCAGCUGCCGCAUCCCCACUGCUGCCUUUACGACUCGGGCCUCGGGCGCCACUCCCCUCAGCCGCCCGAUUACCCCCACCAGUCUUCUCACCAGCACCAGCAUCACAUUGUGCCUCCAUCAGCUCCCUCUCCUUCCUCCUCCUCCUCCUCGUCCUCUCACCCUCACCUCCAACCUCCGCCACUGGACGCCCACGACUCGGCCUCACCGAGCCUGGGGAUAGUGCCCGGGUCUCGGGGGGACUUCCUGGACUGUCCUCCUCUGGAUGAGUCCCUGGAGCUGAGUUCACUGCAACACGACGCCAUGUCCGCGGACGCGCUGCACGGUGGCAAGGCGUCCAAAGAUGCCCUCAACGGCUUCCCCUUCAACUCGGCAGCGGGAGGUCAGAGCAUGCUCAACUCGUACGGCGUCGGGGGAACAGACCUGGACUCCAAGCUGAGGAGCGACGUGCUCGUGGGCGAGCAGGGCUCGUCAGAGGAAACCGGGCUGAUGGCGCCGUCGGUGGAGUUGGACCGGUUACAGGCUCCCUGGGACGGGACGGACCACUCCAGUCCUGCGCACCACAUGUUCAACGAGUCCGAUCCGAUUCUGGGUCCCUCCGCUCUGGAGACGGGCUUCCUGGAGGAGGAGGACGAGGAGGCGCCGGGCGGCGACAGAGGAGGGGAGGAGGGUGGAACCCUGGAGGAGUGUUUGGGGCUCCCGCCCUCGUCCUCCCCUUCCCACCCGUCCGCAGGAGAUUCCGUGGAGCCGCUGUCCUCGAGCUACAUGCUCUUUAAGGACAUCGGCGUGAGCGAAGAACCCAGCGCAGAUCAAACCGACCUGUCAGCGAGCCCCCCGCCGCCCUACGUCCCGCCUCCUCCCCUCUCUCUGUCUGACAUCACUGCCCACGAGCCGCAGGAUGCGCUGGGCCACGGCGGCGGCCGUGUCGCCGAGGGCUUGAGCAGCCCCGUGGACGAGGGCGAGGAGCGGGAAGGAGGCGCCGGGUUCGAGUUCGACGACAAGGAGGAGGAGGAAGAAGAUGUGGACGACUUGUCGGGGGAGAACAUGGACAUUCAGAACUUUGAGAAACAGAGAGAACGAGGUCUGGAGGGAGAAGAGCAGCCUGACGCACAUGAAGAAGGCUCUACUUCCCUCUCAGGUGCAAACCAAAGUUUGGGAGUCCUGAAUCCACACAUGGACCAGAUCGACGGGUUGGAGCCAGAGCCGGAGCUGGAGGAGCAGGACGAGAGGAUGGACGUCUCAAACCAUCUGUCCCAGGACCUCGGGCAGAGCUUCGAGCAAGGUGAACAUAAACCGGACUUUCCCCAGAGCGUGCAUCCUUAUCUCGGGAAGCUCGAGCAGUGUCCCGAGUCCAUCGAGGAACCAGGCGAGGAGGUGGACGGGUUGAUCUUGUAUCAGACGGUCGAGGGAGAGACGACGGAAAACUCUGCCGAAUCUGGAACCUCGAUGGACAACGCGUCUGGAGAGUUCCUGCGCGCAAGAGGCAUUGCGGAAAAUUCCCGGGAGGGAGGUUCAACGCAGCACGAGGUGGACGAGGUCUCGGACGGGACGGCGGCGGGUCACGUUUCUCUAAUGGACGUUUCGGUCGCUCGGUCCUGUGAGGAAUUGGCGGAGAAACAGUCAAAUGCCGAAACCAGCGGGAUUGAGCUUCACAGCAUUUACUCCCAAUCUGACGAGAGCGGCGGAAAAGCUGGAGUCAAAACCGAGAUCUCCGCAGGUCAGGAAAACUACGACGCUGCAGAUGAAGACUGUAAGAGCAGAGCCCUGACAAUCUCCCCCCAUCGGGACAACAAGGACAACCUGCUCGAACAGAACGAGAUCAAAAGUGCUGCUACGAAAUCCUCUAAUCCUCACUUCUCUCUUUCACCAGACGACGGCGGCGGUGAGAAGAAACCGGCCGAACUCGAGCCGCCGAUCAAGAUAGAGGAGACAAAGACGGAGAUUGUCGAGGAAGCGCUACCUAUCUACCCGGACAGCUCCGAGGUCAAACACGCAAAGUUUCUCGCUUACCCCGUCAAGUCAGAACACUUGGUGACCACCAAAGCUGAGCAGCCGGACUAUCCCGUGAAACAAGAAACACUGGAGUCCAAACCCGAAGAUCUCAGCUUCCCCACGAAGCCCGAGAGCGGCGACAGUAAAGCCCAAGUCCUCCAGUUUGCAGGCUACUCGGACGGCGCCGCCGCCGCCGAAGUCAAACACGAAGCCAAACCCGUGGCGCUCGGUUUCUCCGCCUACCCAGAUUUAGCCAGGCUCAAGAGCGAGACGAAACAGGAAGGUUUGAGGUUGAUCGCGACCUUUCCCGACACGUCCGCCAUCAAGCCCGAAGCCAAGCCGGACGCCCUGCGGUUCGCCGCCUACCCGGACAGCUGCGAGGUGAAACCCGAGGCCGAGCCGGACGACCUGGAGUUCCCGGCGAUCAAGGCCGAGACGAAGCAGGAGCUGCUGGAGGCCGACAGCACGGUCCUCACCCCGAAACUCGAGCAGGCGGACGGGCUGGUGGACUCCACGGAGAGCCUGGCGGAGAGGGGCCACGUGAAGGAGGAGAGGCCGGGUUCUCCAGUGCCUGUUGCGGACGGAUACGGAGGCAGCCCCAGGUUCGCGGCUCCCAUUUCCAUGUGUGACCUUCCCGACGGUCUCCACGACGCCAGGGAGCCGACCAUCGCUCAGCUCCUACAGGAGAAGGCGCUCUACUCGUUCUCCGAGUGGCCGAAGGACCGGGUCAUCAUCAAUCGUCUGGACAGCAUCUGCCACGCCAUCCUGAAGGGGAAGUGGCCGUGGCCGAGCGAGCAGCACGACGCGCCCGGCUCCCUGGCUGCAAACUCCUGCCUGGCCAACAGCUUAGCCCAGCAGCAGCAGCAGCAGCAGCAGCAGCAGCAGCAGCAGCAGCAUCUCCACCACCAGCAGCACCACCACCAGCAGCAGCAGCAUCAGCACCAGCAGCACCAGCAGCACCGGGCGGCGGGAUUCCUCCCCACCACCACCACCACCGCCUCCGGCUCUGUCACGAGCCAGGCCCGAGCUCAGCAGGCCAGCGCGGGGCUGGGCUUCUCGAUCCCGCCCCCUCUCACCAGACUACCUAAGUACAUGACGCGGGGCGGCGCAUGUGGGCGCGGAGCUUGGCGCCUCACCUCCUUGCCUCUCUUACAGGAGAGGCUCGUGGCUCCUCCCUACCUCCCCGAGCUCAAACGCGCGGGGGGUCGAAGGUCUUUCGACUACGAAGCGGCCGCCAAGGUUUUAGCCGGGAAGUCGGCGUCGGCGUGCCACAGUGCCGCCAACGCCAGCGCGAGCUCCGGCGGUGAGAAGGCGCCGGUGGUGGCCCCGCCCUCUCACCGCACAGGAGCCAUGUUGAUGAACGGCUGGCAAGAAGCGGCCAUCGAUCUCACCAAGUCGUCCGCAGAAAUAAGCACCACGAGCGGCUCCGGGUCGGGCGAGUCCGCGGCCGCGCCGGGACUCAGCGGCAGUGGCCACAAGCUGCCGCCGCCGCCGCCCAUCACGGCGCCGCUGACGGGCUCUGUGGGCCUGGACAUGGCCGGGAUCCUGCAGGCCGGGCUCAUCCAUCCUGUGACGGGGCAGAUAGUGAACGGGAGCCUGAGGGGGGACGACUCCCUGCGGAGGAGGAGGGGGAGGAGGAGAAACGUGGAGGCUCUGUACUCUGAGUUCACCAAGAGCCGAGGACUACACCUCCCGGAGACACAGGGCCGCGUGGAGGUGAUCUGCCACUCCACCGUCUCCUCCUCCACCUCCUCGCCGUCGCCCUCUCCCUCGGAGCGACCCGCCGGUCCGCCCACGCCGUCCUCCUCCUCGACACCCACGCCCACGCAGACGCCGCCUCAGCCGGAGAUCGUGGCCAUCGACAGGGAGGCGGCGAGCAAAGGUCUGAUCGAGUGGCUGAGGCAGAAUCCGGGCUACAGCAUGGACCUGCCCACGUUCGCUCACUCCGGAGCAGGUCUUCUUCACGGUUUCGUGGAGCGUCCCAAGCAGCGGAGGCAUCGCUGCAAAGACCCGACCAAGCUGGACAUCAACUCCUUGACGGGGGAGGAGAGGGUUCCCGUCGUGCACCGGGGCACCGGACGCAGGCUCGGUGGAGCCAUGGCUCCCGCCAUAAAGGAGCUCUCCCGCUGGUUGGACGCCAACUCAGAAUACUACGUCGCUCCGGACUGGGCCGACGUGGUGAAACACUCGGGUUUCCUCCCCGAGGGGAAGUUCUCCCGGAUCCUGACAGAGCCGGUCAACAGAGACCCGGGCUCUCGGCGCCGUGGGCGUCGGCCUCGCAGCGAGAUGCCCAAGCCGCUGCUGUCCGUCUCUGACUCCUCCCCCUCCAGCCUGGGCGCCUCCCUCUUCAUGAACGGCGGUCUGAUCGGCAGCAUGGACUCUAUGGUGGCCAUGCAGAACCUCCGCGGCGGGAUCCCCGGCAUCCCCAUCUCCGGGAUCAUGGCCGGAUUCCCGCACGGUUUCUCCGCGGCCGUCCAGGCGGGCGGAGCUGGCGCGUCGGCGGAAGACGCCAAGAACGGGUUGAGUAUGUUACCCAUGAUGCUGCACGGCAUCCCGCACCCUCACGGGGCGGGGAUCCCACAGCACGCCUUGUUCAGCGUCGGUGCGAUGAUGGCGCACGCUGCGGCGGCGCAGCCUCCUCCUCACCCCGGCGCCUCCUCGUCAGCCUCCUCUUCUUCGGUUGUGAAGGUCACCACGACAACCGCACCGUCGACAUUGGAGGCCGCCAGCCCCUCUUCGACGACGUCUGCGGAGAGAGAGAGCGCCGCCUCCUCGGCCGCCGCCGGCGAGAAGGAAAGGAGCCAGGAGGAGAGAGGAGCGGCGGCCAUCAUCACAUCCACCAGCAGGGCCCAUCUCGGCGCCGCUCAUCUGGGAGCCAGCGCCGGCAGCCAUCUUACCUUCAACCCCUUCCUGAUCCCGGGCAUGUCCCACGGCCUGCUGUACCCGCACAUGUUCCUGCCACACGGCGGCAUCAUGGCGCUGCCCGCCAUGCCGCCCGGCGUACUAGACUGUUCCCCGGGAAGCCCCAAAAGGAGGAGGAAGAGAGGGAGGGAGGAAGGGGAGCGGGCGGAGGAGGAGAGGGAGAAGCUGGUGAUGGUGGAGUUAGAGGAGAGAGAAAGUACAGUGAAGGCCACGGUGACCUCCCGCCCGGCCUCCUCCGCGUCGCCCUCCGUCCCCACGACCUCUGCUCCAGACCCGGGCUCCCCUCCUCCGACCGAGGAGCCCCAGACUGGGCCAGCGGACGCAGAGGACGGCGGGCCCUCGGGGCCCCAGGAACCGGACUCCCAUGACCCGCCCGAGGAGGAGGAGACAGUAGGAGAGGAGGCGACGGGGGAGGAGACGCAGGAGGCCCAGGAGCAGGAAGUGUAGAGUGGGAGGAAAUGAACUGCAAAGGGAGACGGACCACUUCCUGCUCGCUCUCUCUCCUCCCGAACUCCGGCGUUGCUCUUUUUUUUCCUCUCGAACCGAGCAACAGUGUAAAGUUUGUGCCGUGUCUGUCAGUCAAUGUCCAUGUAAAGACUUUUAUUAUGACGAUGACUAAUGAUAACGAUGAGGAAUAUACUCGACUUGGUCCAUGUUUAUAUACCAAGACCCCACCCGCCCUCUCCGCUCCCGCCCUCCUUGUAUACAAACAAACAAGUGUAAGAAACGAUCUUCUUCUGUGUUAUUCUUCCCCCACCAUCAUUCUGCAUCGAACGCACACGCACGCACACACACACACGCACACACACACACGCACACACACUCGGCAGGUUUUGGCGAAUCGAUAAACACAAAAAAUCCGAAGACGGCCCCCUUCCGACAAAACGUCAGUUUGGUUCGUUUGCACAGACACGAAGAAGAACCGCAGAGUCGUGACGCGACUGUGGUUCGGAGGUUGGUUCUGAAUUUCGUGGCCUCAUCUUGGGAAUCAUGAGCGGAGAAAACCCUCGAGUACGUUCUGUUGAAAUCCCCCCAAAAAAAUGCGCUCUUUGUUAUUACGUCGACUGUUGGCUGGUUAGUGUUGAAUUAUCUUUGUGCCAGUGUCCAGAUUAACCCCGACGUUUUGUUCUCCGCGUCUGGACCAGACAACUAAAAUACCCUUUUUUUCCGAGUUGAUAACGAAGAUAAAAACGCUGAUUUAAUUGAGUACGUUUCAGAAUGUAGCCCCCGUCUGUGUCAUCUCCGUGUGACUCGUGAGAAUAAAAAAGUACGUUACGUGGAUGUUAGAAAGUUGCCAAAUCAGAAAAGAAUCAUUUCUUUUGAUAGUUUUUUACAUCAAAAUCAAGAAUAAUGUGGUUUUGAAAUCGACUCGAAGGUCAAAGAAAACAAAACAAAAGCCACAAUAUGAAAGUGGAUUCUGUAUCUUAAUUCUGAGAUAUCAUUAAUCUGCCUGUCGCCCGUGUUUCUAAUGAAUAAUUCAUAUUUUUUGAUUAUUUUUUUGGCUACAAUAAUCGAUUUUAUCAUCAUUGCUGCUAUAGCUUCUUUUAUUAAGAAGUUCGUCGAGCCUUCACACGAGAAGAAGAAUCUGGAUUCAGAGCUCCACCUUUUCAUUUCCCCCCCCCCGCUAAUAA
Molecule: messenger RNA, 12377 nt
Organism: Scophthalmus maximus (turbot)
Lineage: Eukaryota; Metazoa; Chordata; Actinopteri; Pleuronectiformes; Scophthalmidae
Gene: chd6
Product: chromodomain helicase DNA binding protein 6
Exons: 45
Coding region: 373-11193 (3606 amino acids)
Molecular function (GO): protein binding; ATP binding; ATP-dependent chromatin remodeler activity
Source: RefSeq, a predicted model, not a curated record